AUGGCGGCGGACUGGCGGAAGCAGAGGGAGCUCGAGGAGGCCCGGAAGGCGGGUAUCGCGGAGCCGGCGCGCGAUGAGGACGGCAACGAGAUCAACCCGCACAUUCCGCAGUUCAUGUCGAGCGCGCCGUGGUACCUGAACAACGACCAGCCGUCGCUCAAGCACCAGAAGAACUGGAAGGACGGGCCGAAGGACACGCGGGAGUGGUACAAGCGCGGGAAGAAGGCGUUCCAGGCCACCAAGUUCCGGAAGGGCGCGUGCGAGAACUGCGGAAGCAUGACGCACAAGAGCAAGGACUGCCUGGAGCGCCCGCGGGCCAAGGGCGCGAAGUUCACGGGGAAGCACAUCGCGGCGGACGACGUCGUCGAGGACAUCAACCUCGAGGCGUUCGACGCGAAGCGCGACCGCUGGAACGGGUACGACAACGCCGAGUACAAGCGCGUCGUCGACCGGUACGAGCGCAUCGAGGAGCUGCGGAAGCAGGCCAAGGCGGAGGAGCUCGCGAAGCAGGAGGGGCUGGACGCCGAGAAGGCGCGGAAGGCGGCCGAGGCGGAGCUCGCGGGCGACGAGAAGGUGGCGGAGGAAGAACAGGCCGGAUUCGCCAAGGUGGAGCGGCGCGUGCGGACGGUCGCGGGGGGCGCGUCGGGGUCGAUUCGGAACCUCCGGAUCCGCGAGGACACGGCCAAGUACCUGCUCAACCUCGACAUUGACAGCGCGUACUACGACCCCAAGUCGCGGUCGAUGCGCGAGGACCCGAACCCGAACAAGGACCCGCGUGAGAAGCACUUCCAGGGCGACAACUUCGUCCGCCAGAGCGGGGACUACCAGGGCUGGCAGGCGCUCAACCUGCACGCGAUCCAGGCGCAGGACAAGGGCGUGGAGGUCAACGCGCUGGCGGCGCCGUCGCAGGCCGCGGCGCUGUACAAGCAGUUCAAGGAGAAGAAGGCGAACGUCGCGAAGACGUCCAAGCAGAGCGCGCUCGAGAAGUACGGCAGCGCGGCCGCGGAGGCCCCGGAGGAGUUUAAGCGCCUGGGUCAGACGGAGGGCUACGUCGAGUACGACCGGGCCGGGCGCGUCAUCCAGGGCAAGGAGGCCAAGGUCGUGUCGCGGUACGAGGAGGACGUCUUCCCGCAGAACCACACGAGCGUCUGGGGCAGCUACUGGGCGGACGGGCAGUGGGGGUUUGCGUGUUGUCGGUCGACGGUGCGGUCGUCGUACUGCACGGGCGCGGCGGGGAUCGAGGCGAAGGAGGCCGCGGCCGCGCAGAUGCAGGCGAAUAUGGAGGCGGACGCGCAGCGGCGGGCCGCGCGCGAGGCGGAGGGCAACGACAUGGGCGCGGCGGCGGCGGCGCACCGCGAGGCGCGCGGGCUGUGGGGCGGGCAGGUCGAGGAGGGGACGGAGCUGGACCCGGAGAAGGUGAAGGAGGCGCUGCGGCGGCACGAGGAGCGGGAGAAGGCGGCGGCGGAGGGGCGCGACGACCGGAAGCGGGGGUACAAUUCUCUGAGGGAGGAACAAAUGACUCAGGAGGACAUGGAGGCGUACCGGCUGAAGCGCGUGCGCGCGGACGACCCGAUGGCGCGGCCGGCGGGCGGCGGGGGCGGGCAGUACGACCUCGUGUGA
Pedinophyceae sp. YPF-701 is the source of this 1620-nucleotide messenger RNA. NCBI's taxonomy places the organism in Eukaryota, Viridiplantae, Chlorophyta, Pedinophyceae. The record is from the annotation of a GenBank genome assembly.